This is a messenger RNA of Manihot esculenta (cassava), 905 nucleotides long. Its product is annotated as membrane steroid-binding protein 2. The transcript has 2 exons. The record is from RefSeq and is a predicted model, not a curated record. Gene Ontology annotation, cellular component: membrane; endomembrane system. The coding region runs from base 84 to 722 and encodes 212 amino acids. Lineage: Eukaryota; Viridiplantae; Streptophyta; Magnoliopsida; Malpighiales; Euphorbiaceae.
UUACUGUGCUCUCACCGAAUAAAUAUCUUCCAUUGUCUCCCCUUCUUAUUUCUUUCUUUCUAGCAAAGCAAAAACAAAUAAAAAUGGCUUUGCAGCUAUGGGGGACCCUCAAGGAAGCGAUCACCGUCUACACGGGUCUCUCUCCAGCUACCUUCUUCACCGUCCUAGCUUUAGGUUUGGCCGUCUACUAUUUGAUUUCUGAGUUCUUUGGAUCAUCGGAUAAUCAUCCAAGGCCUAGAAGCGUUGAGGAGCAGAUGCAGCCUCUGCCUCCACCUGUUCAGCUCGGUGAGAUUUCUGAGGAGGAGCUUAAGCAAUAUGACGGCUCUGAUCCUAAGAAGCCUUUGCUCAUGGCUAUUAAGGGUCAGAUCUAUGAUAUCUCUCAGAGCAGGAUGUUUUAUGGACCGGGUGGACCUUAUGCAUUAUUUGCAGGAAAGGAUGCCAGUAGAGCUCUUGCGAAGAUGUCGUUUGAAGACAAAGAUUUGACUGGUGAUAUCUCUGGUCUUGGUCCAUUCGAGUUGGAUGCCUUGCAGGAUUGGGAGUACAAGUUCAUGAGCAAGUAUGUUAAGGUGGGAACUAUCAAGACGCCUGUUCCUGCAACUGGCGAAGCUACUUCUGCGGGUGAACCUGCAGAAACGAAAGAAGCUGAUGUUGCGAAGCCUGCUGAAGAUGGUCCAUCUGCUCAUGGAGCUACAGAAACUCCUGCUGCUGAAGCCAAUGAGUAAUAUUAAGAUCCAGGUGACAGAUUACAGAUAUGGGAAAUGAUUACUUGUGGAGAUGCCAAGAAUGAGUGAUGUUUGUUUCGAUGCAUGUACUUGGUGAAGUUUGUUUCACAGUUUAUGUAGUAUAGUUCUGUUACAGACUUGCUUUCCCAUUUAGAAUUUUAAAUAAAUCAGUAUGUUAAACCA